GAUUUAGUGCUGUUAAAUUAUUGUCUACAUUUGAAAAUGUAAGAGCCUGGCCUGGUGGAACUGGUGAUGCUAAAAUUGGUGGAAACUAUUCACCAUGUGUUAAACCGCAAAUUGAAGCUGCCGAAAAAGGAUAUCAACAAAAUUUGUGGUUAUUUGGUCCUGAUGAUGAGAUUACAGAAGUGGGCACGAUGAAUUGCUUUGUUCUUUUAGAUAAUGAGAAUGGUGAAACCGAACUUGUGACGCCGUCCCUAGAUGGAACCAUUCUUGCUGGAGUGACUCGUGAUUCUAUAUUACAGCUUGCUCGGACAUGGAAAGAGUUCAAAGUCUCAGAACGUAAGAUUACCAUGCACGAGGUAGUAAAUGCAUUGAAAGAGGGUCGUUUGAGAGAGAUGUUUGGUUCUGGUACUGCAUGUAUUGUCACCCCCAUUAAGGAAAUUAAUUAUCGUGGACAAGACUUAAAAGUGCCUUUAGAUCCAAAUGAUGCUUCAAAUAAUGCAGGGCCUGUGACUCGGCGAAUUUCUGACACAUUGAUGGGGAUACAAUAUG
Messenger RNA from Dentiscutata heterogama, 546 nucleotides. The record is from the annotation of a GenBank genome assembly. Lineage: Eukaryota; Fungi; Glomeromycota; Glomeromycetes; Diversisporales; Gigasporaceae.